CGCAUGUUCAUUAUUGUGCAGCACUAUUUUUUUUCUCUUGUUUUGUUUUCUUAAUGAAAGAUUCUCUCAUUUAUUUAAAUUUGAUUUGUUCUGAUUCUCUACUUGUAAAGUCGUAUUAAUUAGUUUCCAACGUAAGCCUCUUAUGUUGGUUUUGAGAUAUCAUUACACAUUGUGCUAGCUUUUUACUUUCAGGAGAGAGAAUAGGGUAAAAAAAGGUAGAAGGAAAUCAUUUUUGGAUUGGGUUGUCGUCAUGGAAAACAAUUCUCUCUCUCUCAACAGAAAUUUGUAAAUUUCGAUGAAAUUAAUUGUGGAAUAUAUGCAAGAGGAUCGCAAGCUGAACCUUUAAUUAUGGUUAUGCAGUAUGUGGGAGUGUGAUUAUUAAGAAGAAGCUCCCUUGAUUAAUAAUGGCUGGUUUUAUAAUGCUUUUUCCCAAGAUGGUAAAGGCAGUAGUUUCCUUCCACGUGAAUAUGUUCUGGAAAGCAGUACUCUGGACUGUUGCUAUUGCAUCUCUUCCUGUACGGGUGUUGACUGCCUUGCAGAGGGAAAGGAUGCUGGAACAGCAUCUGCAUGAGAUUCAGUUUGAGUUGGAGACUCUUGUUUGGGACCGGAAGGAGCUUGAGGACCAUCUCCAAGCAGCUGUUAGAGAAAGCAGAAUUAUGGAGUCAAUGUUAAUUGAACUUGAAGGGGAACAUGACAAGGCUAUUGCCAGGAUUGAACUAUUAGAGGGUGAGUUGCAGGAUUUAAAGGAUGAAAACCUUCAGCUGAAAGAAGUUCAAGGUAAAGCGGCAUGCAGUUAUAGAGGUCAUGAUGCGACAAAUAAAGACAAAAGUCUGAAUACCGUUGAUGAUAAUCAUGUCAUUCCCUACAGUAUUGCAUCAUGGGUUUCCAAUUAUAAAGGGAGUGGCAUCUCCUUCCAGGAGCUGAUGAUGAACAGAGAAGUAUGGGAAGGUAAGAGCAAGAGUACUACUGAAAUGAUCAAUUUCUUAAAAGCUGGCCCUGCACCAAGCGGAUCCGUGGAAGUAUUUACACCCAGUGUUCAAAAUUUGGAAGUUGACACUGUUAUCGAACAACGAAAAGAGGUUGCACUUUCACAGACACUUUUUAGUGCAAUAUUAUCACUCUUGGUUGGAAUGAUUGUCUGGGAAGCUGAAGAUCCUUGCAUGCCUCUUGUGGUGGCUCUCUUUACUGUUGUUGGCAUGUCACUUCAAAGUGUGGUUCAAUUUUUCUUCAGUAUAAAGAACAAACCUGCUUCUGAUGCAGUUGCCCUAUUGAGUUUCAAUUGGUUCAUAGUUGGGACACUCAGUUAUCCAGCACUGCCAAAGGUUACCCGUAUGCUGGCACCACUGACCUUGAGCCUCGUGGACAGACUAGCAAGCUGGCUUGGUAUCUCAUUCAACUAGCUUUUAUAUCCCAUGGAGUACCCAUUGAGAUGCAUAUAUGUGUGUUCUCCAUAGAUUGUAAGGUAAAGGUUUUUACCAUUUUUUCUUUCUUGUUGCUGCUUUCUGUUCCGGAUUUGACCUCAACAUUUCAACAAGUUUGUAUUACCAUGUAAACUUGUAUGAAUGUGUCAUGGUGGACAGGGCAGAGUUGUAUAAGGAAAAUAGCUUCUUUUUUAAAUACAGCACUAGUUAGUUUUGUUU
Molecule: messenger RNA, 1640 nt
Organism: Gossypium raimondii (Peruvian cotton)
Lineage: Eukaryota; Viridiplantae; Streptophyta; Magnoliopsida; Malvales; Malvaceae
Exons: 5
Coding region: 405-1400 (331 amino acids)
Source: RefSeq, a predicted model, not a curated record